AUGGUCGCGCUCGGCGACGCCGACGCGCGCCUGGCGGCCCUCGAGGCGAGGAUCGAGGAGCUCAGCGCCCAGUGCAGCUGGGGGCGCGAGCUCGAGGCGACGGCCGCCGACGGGGCGAACCUCGACACGAUCUGGCUCAUCGUCGGCGCCAUCGGCGUCUUCUCCAUGCAGAGCGGCUUCGCCAUGUUGGAGGUCGGCACGUGCGCGUCGGACCACACGAAGGAAAUUUUACUAAAAAACAUCGUCGACAUCGCCAUCGGGACCAUCUCCUGGUGGGCGCUGGGCUACGCCCUCGCCACGGGCGCCGACGCCUUCUCGGACACGGGCAGGAACGGCGUCGUCGGCACGUCGGGCUUCUUCUACCUGGGAAACCGCGACACGACGUACGACGGCAAGCUCGCGGACCAGGCGUCCUGGUUCUUCGCGCUCUCCUUCGCGAACACGUCGGCGACGAUCGUGUCCGGGGCCAUCGCCGAGCGGUGCAAGCUGUCGGCCUACUUCCUCAUCUCCUGCGCGGUCACCUCUUUGAUCUACCCCGUCGCGGCGCACGUCGCCUGGGACGACAACGGCCGCAUGUCGCCCUACCGGGAGAAGCGGUUGGCCUUCGGGUGCGGUCUGAUCGACUUCGCCGGCAGCGGCGUGGUCCACAUGACGGGCGGGCUGUCCGCGCUCGUCGCGGCGUACUUCAUCGGCGCGCGCAACGGCCGCUACACGUCCAUGGGCAACCCCGUGCCCAUGCGGCAGCAGUCCGUCGUGCUCCAGACGUUGGGCACGCUGACCUUGUGGAUCGGGUGGUUCUACUUCAACGCCGUGUCGACGCUGUCUUCGGACCGCGCGGGGCUCGCCGCGCACUGCUGCUUCAACACGAUCCUGGCGGGGGCCGCGUCGGCGCUCACGACCGUGGUCUGCGCCAACUACGCCCAGGGCUACGUGGACCCGUCCGUGUGCUGCAACGGCAUCCUCUCCGGGCUCGUGGCCAUCACAGCCGGUUGCGCGACGUCGAACGCCGCGGGCGCGUUCAUCACGGGCGUCGUCGCGGGGCCCUUGUACCUGGCGUCGGUGUUCGUGGUCGAGUCCGUGCUCAAGGUCGACGACGUCUGCAACGCCGUGUCCGUGCAUUUCACCAACGGCGCCUGGGGGCUGUUGGCCGCGUCGCUCUUCGCGACGCCCUGGUACUACGACGCGGCCUUCGCCACGGACCGCGGCGAGCGCUGCGCGGGCGUCUUCUACGGCGGCACGGGCUCCUCGCUCGUGUCGGCUUUGGUCUUCGCCGCGCUCAACUCGCUCUGGGUUCUAGGCCCCAUGAUCGCGUUGAUGUACGUCACGGCGCGGACCAUCGGCGCGCGCCAGGAGCACUCCUGCGACAUCGACUGCGAGAUGGACGGCUCGAAGCACGGCAUCCUCAACCUGCUCCCGCCGGGCACGCUCGACCUCACCGAGGCCGCCGCGGACGCCGCGGACGCGCGGGAUUUGCGCGACCUCGGCCGCGCGCGCCCGGGCGACGUCGAGCUCGCGCCGUCGCUCCGGGGCGAGGAGAAGGACGACCCCGUCGAGCUCACGGACCAGCCGGCAAACCUCGAGCUCCCGCCGCGCGCCGCGUGA
Messenger RNA from Aureococcus anophagefferens, 1602 nucleotides. It is a transcript of the gene AMT8, whose product is annotated as putative ammonium transporter. Gene Ontology annotation, biological process: ammonium transmembrane transport; ammonium homeostasis. Gene Ontology annotation, molecular function: ammonium channel activity. Gene Ontology annotation, cellular component: membrane. The record is from RefSeq and is a predicted model, not a curated record. The transcript has a single exon. Lineage: Eukaryota; Pelagophyceae; Pelagomonadales; Pelagomonadaceae. Bases 1 to 1602 code for a protein of 533 amino acids.